AUGAAUUUAAACGAAAAUGCAUUACUUUAACUUGGUACUAGAAUAGCUGUACCUAGGAGAGCUACUGUGUUUAAUUAUACUAAAAAAGGCUUGAAUUUAAGACCUGAUAGUCCUAAAACUAGAGAGGCAUGUUUAGCUUUAGGUUAUGAUCCUUCUAUCUUUAAACUUAAGUAUUUUACAAUUGAAUUUAGAAAAUUGGAUGAAUUUGGUGGACCUACAGUUCCUGAAUCUGUUUAAAAAAUGAGAUAUGAUCAUUAUGUAAGAAAAAUGGAAAGUAUAUUCUCCAUCUUAAUUGAAAAGUUACAUUCAAGGAGAUCUCCAAAAAGAGAAAGUAAAUUAUUAAGAAGAACAAAGGAUUACAAAAUAUUUAAUUAGAAAAAUCAUUUCAUAGAGAUGAAGGGUAUCUCCUAAUACUCAUUUACAUUUUAUUAGUUUAGUCAAUGAUUUAAUAGAAGCUUACAAUAAAAAGAUAGUAAACCUUAAAAUUGAAGAACAAGAUGAUGAUAAUUCCUAUGAAUCUUUUGAUGAAGAAGAUCCUGUUCUAGUCUUAGAGGAAUAAUUAGAAAAAGAAAUUAAAAAAUAUAAAAGAGCUCUUGGGGUUAAAGCUAAAGAAAUUCAUCAUUAGUUAGAAAAUGAAAAGAGAAGACAUUUAUUGUAAUAAGAAAUGGAAGAAAGAGAAAAAAAAAUUGCUGAAUUAAAUGAAAAAAUAAAAAAGGAAAAAUUAUUGAAAAAAAAAAAAAAAAUUGAAGCAGCUUAAAAGAAAUUUAAUGAAAUUAAAAAUAAAGAAAAAUAAUUUAAUCUUAAAUAAAUUGAUGAAAGAAAGAGAUAAUUAGAAAGAUUUGAAGAAUUAGGAAGAAAAUUAAAACUUGAUGAACAAAUUAAAAAAAAAGAAAUUGAAGAACAUGAAAAAACAUUAAGAUAAAAGUUUGAAACUGUAAGAGCAAAUAAAAAAAAAUUUGAUAAAUUUAUGGAUGAUAAAAUGACUCUUACUUUAUCUAAUUUAUAAGUUAAAUGUAAUUUUUAUUAACUUAACUAAUAGAAAAUGAAUGUAAUACAAAUAAAGAGAAAUUUACUUGGGAAAGUAAAUUAGAAAAAUUAACUAUGCGAAGUUCACAUUAUGAUGAUAAAUUAAGAAAAAUAAAAUUAUAAACAGAACAGAGAGAAGCAGAAACCAUUCAAAAAGUUUUAGAAAAAAUGCAUAAUAAAGAAUAAGAUUUAUAGAGUAUAAUUUUUUAUUAAAAAAAACUUAGUGCUGGAAAAGUAAAAGUAAAUGAAUGAACAAGCCAAAAUAAAAGAAGAACUUUCAAAGCGAAAAAAAGCUUAAGAUUGUUUAAAAAGAAUUUAAUCCUUAUAAUUGCAAAGAGUUUCAGAUCUAGAGAAAAAAUUUAUGGAUCAAGAUGAAUUAAGUAGUAGAAGAAAAGAUGAAUAAGAUAUUUAAAAAAGUCUAAAAAAAGAAAAAAUGAAAAUUAAAUAAUAAGAUUUAAUUGAAAAUUAUUAGAGAUAAGAAAGACUUAAGGAUCUGAGAUUCAAAUAAGUGAUAAAAAAUAAUUAAUAAUUAAAUGAGCAAAAAGCAUUAGAGAAACUCUCUAUGGAGUUGGUAAGAAAAGCUCAAUAAGAAUUGUAAAGAAAACUUAAACAAGAGAAUGAACAUCUAGAUCGAAGUUUAGUUUCUGUAAAUUAAGCAGAUAAUAAAUAGAUGGGGUAUUUAUUUUUUAUUAUUAUCAAAGAAACCUUGUAUAAUAAUUAGAAAAAAGUUUAAUGCAAUAUUCUUAAUUUAUUUGACCA
This is a messenger RNA of Paramecium sonneborni, 1785 nucleotides long. NCBI's taxonomy places the organism in Eukaryota, Ciliophora, Oligohymenophorea, Peniculida, Parameciidae. The record is from the annotation of a GenBank genome assembly.